AUAAUUUAUAUCCUAAUGUUUUUUUUUUCCCUUUUCCUUUGAUGCCUCACUCCUUUAUCAAUGCAAUGUCAUCUCAAGAGAGUUUUUCUGUGUGCUCUCACAGCACGUUUCUGUUCUUGUUGGCAGUGUCAUUGUCUCUGCCUUCUUCCACAACAACACUUCACUCUUUCUUUCUCCAUUCUCUUCAACCCCACCACAGUAACAAAAUCAUUCAACCUGUUCCAUAACUUGAAUCUUUUGGAACUUUGCUUUAAUGGGUUUGAACUAUAUAUUCACCUAAUCCAGUUUUUUCUAACUGCUUCAUUAGUUUUUAUAUAUAUAUAAAAAAAAAAACAUUUUUUUAUGUUUAUAAAUAUGUGUUUUUGUUUUCUCGUAUUACACAAAGUUUGAGACAUUUCAUGUUCUGUUUCAGUUUCUGAGAAAACCCUGUUUUUUUUUUUUUGUUUCUGAAAAAAAAAAUGUCAAAUUUACAAAUGGCCCAUGUUGAUUUAGAGCAAGAAAAUCAUCUUCAUCGCCAUCAUCAUCAUCAUGGAAGUGAUGUGAGUGGUGAAGGAAGUGUAUGUUUCUCUGAUGCAGACGAUGGUGGUUCAAGCUAUUCUCAUUUCUAUUCAACAAAUGGUGGUUCAAGCUAUGAUGAUUACACUUUUGCUUGUGUUUCUGAUCCUGAACUUGGUUGUGUUCAUGAUUCUAGAAGAGUUUCUUCUGUUUCUGAUUGUUCUGUUGAGGUUGAAAUUAGAAUUGAGAGGGUUCCUGAGAAUAAGGUGCAUUUGGCUAAAGUGGAGAAAGAUUGUAGGAUUUGUCAUAUGGGUUUGGAGAGUGAAAGCCAUGAAUCUGGUCCUCCAAUUGAAUUGGGCUGUUCUUGUAAAGAGGAUUUAGCUGCUGCUCAUAAGAAUUGUGCCGAGGCUUGGUUCAAGAUUAAGGGAAAUAGGACGUGCGAAAUUUGUCAUUCGAUUGCGCGGAACGUUUACAGUCCAAAUGAGGAUUUAACAGAGCAUGUGAGCGAGAAUAACAAUGCGACUGCAUCAUCCACACUCUCAACGGCCGUUCCUACAGCAGAAACUCAAAGAUUUUGGCAUGGCCAUCGCUUCUUGAAUUUUCUGCUUGCUUGUAUGGUUUUUGCAUUUGUCAUAUCAUGGCUUUUCCACUUUAAUGUGCCAUCAUCUUAGGUUCAUUCAUGACUUAAUGCACAUUUGAAGUUACUAGGGAGCAAACAAGCCAAAGAGACAGAAAGGGGGAAAAAAGAGAGAUAAAAAAAAUGAAGUGUCCAAGGAGAUAGGUUUUCAGGGAAUGAAUCCUUCUAUAAUUUGAGGCAUUAUUGAAUCUUUCUUGAAUUUCUGUUGUGCAUUUGUCCUAAAUUAUUUAGCUUCACAAAAUGUCUUCCAGAAUCCAUGUAAUUUCAUGACAAGUACUAGAAUGGUUAUUCAAAAUGUAUAUUAUAUAUCAUAUUAUAUAUUGUGACUCAA
Messenger RNA from Medicago truncatula (barrel medic), 1463 nucleotides. RefSeq lists its product as uncharacterized. Gene Ontology annotation, molecular function: zinc ion binding. The transcript has 2 exons. Bases 459 to 1166 code for a protein of 235 amino acids. The record is from RefSeq and is a predicted model, not a curated record. NCBI's taxonomy places the organism in Eukaryota, Viridiplantae, Streptophyta, Magnoliopsida, Fabales, Fabaceae.